Messenger RNA from Nothoprocta perdicaria, 711 nucleotides. It is a transcript of the gene ZFP91, whose product is annotated as ZFP91 zinc finger protein. The record is from RefSeq and is a predicted model, not a curated record. The transcript is spliced from 9 exons. NCBI's taxonomy places the organism in Eukaryota, Metazoa, Chordata, Aves, Tinamiformes, Tinamidae. The coding region runs from base 1 to 711 and encodes 236 amino acids.
AUGGCCGGGGGCGGCGCUCCCAAGGAAGAGCAGCCGGAGGAGGCGGCCGGCGCGGGCGCGCCCGGGCGCAGCUGGCGCAGCAGCCGCGCCGCCGCCCGGCAGCGCCCCGCCGAGAGCCCGCGCGCCGCCCGAGCCAGGCCCGCCUCCCUGCAGCUCGUGUGCAAGUCCGAGCCGGACACGGAGCAGCUGGAGUACGAGGUCACGGAGCAGCACCAGUCUCCCGCUGGAGUCAGCGAUGACGACGACGACGAGAUGCUCGUCAGCGAGGAAGAAGUUCCCUUCAAAGACGACCCCCGAGAUGAGACCUACAAGCCCCACUUAGAAAAGGAAGCUCCCAAGCAGAGGCGGAAAGGUGCCAAGGGCAAGGAGGAGAAGGAGAAGCAGAAGGAGAUUAAGGUGGAGGUGAAGGAGGAGAGCGAGUUCCAGGAAGACGAGGAGCCGCCCCGGAAGCGAGGCAGGAGGAGAAAGGACGACAAGAGCCCCCGGCUGCCCAAGAGGAGGAAGAAGCCUCCCAUUCAGUACGUCCGCUGCGAGAUGGAGGGCUGCGGCACCGUGCUGGCCCACCCGCGAUACCUGCAGCAUCACAUCAAGUACCAGCACUUGCUGAAGAAGAAAUACGUCGCCGGCGCCGAGGCGCUCGCCGUGGGCACCGACCUCCUGGGCGCCACCACCGAGGUGCUCGUCGAGGAUUCGGACUCCACCGGACCCUAG